UAAAGUUGUUAGUCGCGUCACAGAGCUGCGCCGGCACGUUUACAAACGGAGUAAUCUGCCUUAACCACUAAAAAUGGCUCGAAAUGCAGAAAAGGCCAUGACGGCCUUGGCCAGAUUUCGUCAAGCACAACUUGAAGAAGGAAAAGUCAAGGAAAGACGACCAUUUCUUGCCUCAGAAUGUAAUGAGCUUCCAAAAGCAGAGAAGUGGCGACGACAGAUCAUCAGUGAAAUUUCCAAGAAAGUAGCACAGAUUCAAAAUGCUGGUUUGGGUGAGUUUAAGAUCCGUGAUUUGAAUGAUGAAAUCAACAAGCUUCUUCGAGAGAAAGGUCACUGGGAGGUUCGGAUCAAGGAACUGGGAGGACCUGACUAUGCGAGAGUAGGACCAAAGAUGCUUGAUCAUGAGGGCAAAGAGGUGCCAGGAAACAGAGGUUACAAGUAUUUUGGUGCUGCAAAAGACCUUCCUGGAGUAAGAGAGCUGUUUGAAAAAGAACCUGCUCCACCCCCCAGAAAAACACGGGCAGAGCUGAUGAAGGACAUCGAUGCUGAGUAUUACGGCUACCGAGACGAAGACGAUGGGGUUUUAGUGCCCUUGGAGCAGGAAUAUGAGAAACAAGUGAUAGCGGAAGCAAUUGAGAAAUGGAAGGAAGAAAAAGAGGCACGAUUAGCCGGGGUUGGAGGAACCAAAGAGGUGGAGGAGGAGGAAGAAUACAUCUAUGCCAUCAAAGAUGAUGAGCACUCUGAUGAUGAGAUGAGAGAACAGAUGGAGGGUGAAGACGGAGCACAGACAUUUAUCGCACAUGUCCCUGUGCCAUCACAGAAAGAGAUUGAAGAAGCCUUGGUCAGAAGAAAGAAGAUGGAGCUGUUGCAGAAGUACGCCAGCGAGAGCCUGAUGGCACAGAGUGAAGAGGCGAAGGCACUGCUGGGCUUGUAGUGUUCAGUUGUUUCAGUAGAUCAUGUUGGUAUUUGGCAGUCUGAAAUGAUCAGCAGGCCAUUGAAAUCACUGACAUUGAAAUCUAUUGAGGAGUUGGUUCUGAAGGUCACAAAGGUUGAAUGAAUGGAAUAAAGUGGAAUUCGUAUCUGCCAACUCUGCCAACAAAUGAGUUCUAACAUUAGUUGGCAGAGUAUAGAUAAACCAACGAGAACUAAUAGCAUCCUACAAUGUACUGGGGAUAUCAUGAUAGAUGAUGCUCACAUUAUAGUUAUUUGCAAAGGUUAAGGCACCACUGGUCAAAUUACAAGUUCUUAUAUAAUACAGGGAAUAUUGAAGCUUAAAUAUUGUGUGUGUAAAUGCAAUGGCUUUAUGUUUUUUGUAAUGUAUUUUCAAAAGCAUUCAAUCUAGAAAAUGCAAUUUAUUCAAAUUGAUUGACAAUGGGUGCAACAGCUUUUGCAUAAUACUAUGUUCAGUGGCUGUAAUGAACUGUAACUGUUUUCGCUCUGAAAAAUAAGGGUGCUUUAAAAAAUAUAUUUUUAUUUUUUGAGUGAUUCCACAGAGGUCCACUUUUGUUUUAAUAGUGAUAAAAUGAAAGUGUAAAUAUAGGAAUGUGAGAACAUUUAAAUUGGUAAAGAACCUUUAAGUGAAGAUUAUUUGAAUCUCUUAAAGGUUCUUCACACUGCAAAACUAAAAGUGGUUUCUCUAUGACAUUCCUCAAAGAACCCUUUCACCUCUAUUUUUAAGUGUACAUUGUUAGGAAGACGUUACAAUGUUUUGGGACUGGGCUGUGGAUUAUAGACCCACUGUGAGAUGACCAGCCAACAGUUCUGUUGUAAAUAUAUUUGUACAAUGCUCUCAUACUUUUUCUGGACCAGUAAAGAAUUUUCUAUAAAAUUA
Molecule: messenger RNA, 1828 nt
Organism: Astyanax mexicanus (Mexican tetra)
Lineage: Eukaryota; Metazoa; Chordata; Actinopteri; Characiformes; Acestrorhamphidae
Gene: isy1
Product: ISY1 splicing factor homolog
Exons: 11
Coding region: 74-931 (285 amino acids)
Biological process (GO): mRNA 3'-splice site recognition; generation of catalytic spliceosome for second transesterification step
Cellular component (GO): Prp19 complex; post-spliceosomal complex; post-mRNA release spliceosomal complex
Source: RefSeq, a predicted model, not a curated record